AUGGCUACCGAACACUCAGCGCACGCUUCGAAGGAGUCCCUUGGGAUCACUUCCGCACCGCUUUCCGAAAAGCCGGCACCAGCCCGCGAGGUGAAGGUGAUUCGCCGCAAACUCAACGGUUACGUCGGGUUUGCCAACUUGCCUAAGCAAUGGCACCGCAAGUCCAUCAGACGCGGCUUCAACUUGAAUGUCAUGGUGGUGGGCGAGAGCGGAUUGGGCAAAUCCACCUUGAUGAACACCUUGUUCAACCGCAACUUGUACUCCGCGUCCUCUGCUGCCAUUCCUGCAACUGAAAAGCCUAGUGCGGUGGAAAUUGAGUCCUUGAGCGCGGACAUUGAGGAGAACGGCGUCAGAUUGCACUUGACCAUCAUCGACACCCCAGGUUUUGGUGAUGCGAUCAACAACACCGACUCUUGGACCUCGAUUGUGUCCGAUAUCAACAACCGCUUUGACACGUACUUGGAGGCGGAGAGCAAGGUUACCAGAAAUACCAUCGCGGACACGCGUGUACACGCGUUGAUCUAUUUCAUUGAGCCCACUGGUCACUCGUUGAAGCCGUUGGACAUUACGUUUAUGAAGCAGGUGCACGGGAAGGUGAACUUGGUACCAGUUAUCGCCAAGUCCGACACCAUGACGGAGGAGGAGAUUGUCGAGUUUAAGCAGCGAAUCAACGACGACAUCAUCACCCAUAACAUCAACAUCUUCAAGCCGGCGCAAUUCGAAAAUGAUGACGACGACACGAUCUUGAGCACCCAGGACUUGAUAGCGAAAAUUCCAUUCGCAGUUGUGGGCUCCACCACGGCAGUGACGACCGCUGACGACAGACAGGUCCGCGGUAGAAGCUACCCGUGGGGUGUGAUCGAGGUGGACAACGAGGAACACUGCGAUUUUGUCAGAUUACGCGACUUGUUAGUGAGGAACUUUUUGGAAGAGUUAAGAGAGAGGACCGGCAACGUGUUGUACGAGAACUACAGAACAGAGAAGUUGAAGAAGAUGGGCAUCGAUCAGGACAACUCGGUGUUCCGCGAGUUUGACCCGAACUUAAAGCAGGAGGAGGAGAAGGUGUUACACGAAGCCAAGUUGGCCAAGAUGGAGGCGGAGAUGAAGACGGUCUUCCAGCAGAAGGUGUCGGAGAAGGAGAAGAAGUUGCAGAUGUCCGAGAGUGAGUUGUUUGCCAGACACAAGGAGAUGAAGGACAAGUUGUUGAAGCAGGUGAAGGUAUUGGAGGAAAAGAAAAGUCAGCUUGAGAAGUCGAAGACAACGACGGGGGAUGGGUCACUGCAGCCAGCGCAGAAGACGCGUAAGGGGUUCUUGCGCUAA
Babjeviella inositovora NRRL Y-12698 is the source of this 1320-nucleotide messenger RNA. RefSeq names its product septin (gene CDC3). Gene Ontology annotation, cellular component: septin complex; cytosol; cell division site. Gene Ontology annotation, molecular function: GTP binding; GTPase activity; molecular adaptor activity. The record is from RefSeq and is a predicted model, not a curated record. Lineage: Eukaryota; Fungi; Ascomycota; Pichiomycetes; Serinales. Bases 1 to 1320 code for a protein of 439 amino acids. Gene Ontology annotation, biological process: cytoskeleton-dependent cytokinesis. The transcript is spliced from 2 exons.